Messenger RNA from Lolium rigidum, 1821 nucleotides. RefSeq lists its product as uncharacterized. The transcript is spliced from 17 exons. Bases 1 to 1821 code for a protein of 606 amino acids. Lineage: Eukaryota; Viridiplantae; Streptophyta; Magnoliopsida; Poales; Poaceae. Gene Ontology annotation, cellular component: plasma membrane. The record is from RefSeq and is a predicted model, not a curated record.
AUGGACCACGUCGCCGGCAGGCUCGCCGCGGCCUCCCUCUCCUCCGACGACCCCUCCGCCGCCGCUGCGGGGAGGGCCGGCGACGGGAACCUCCUCGACGUCAUACGCGCCGUCGAGCGCGCCGAGGGCACCAUCCGCGACCAGUUGGAAGAGAACAACCGCCUCAAGGACGAACUGAUGCGCAAGACGCGGCAGCUGCAGAUGAUUAGCGAGGACGCUACCUCCCAAGGUUCCUUCGGUGGAGUGAGUCAAGAACCCCACGCUUCUUCGACAAAUCCCCAGGGCACCUCUAUCCUCCAUCAGAACGGGCCUGACGGCGGCCAGGCUAAUGGAGCGUUUAGAAGAUCAUCAGGGGAACCAGCUGCUGUGGACAAUGGCGGACCGUCACAGUUCUCCACUCCGUCAUCUCGUUCACUUUCUCCCACCAGGCAUAGAAAAGGCGAUUAUGAUACGAGAAUCAACUUAGCUGGACAGGGGAUACUGCCUGUUUCACAGAUGAACUCAAACAUGUCCUGGAAGCAGGACCUUGCUGUUAAGGUCAAAGAGCGCGAAGAAGAGAUCGCACGGUUAAGAGAGCAUCUUGGUAAUUACGCAGUGAAGGUAGCAAAAAUACUCAAUGAGAAAUGUACGUUGGAAAAACGCAUUGCUUAUAUGCGCGCGGCAUUUGAUCAACAGCAACAAGACUUAGUUGACGCAGCAUCAAAGGCUUUAUCGUAUAGACAAGAUAUUGUUGAGGAAAAUGUCCGUCUAACACAUGCGUUGCAGGCAGCACAUCAAGAAAGAUCAACUUUCGUAUCUUCUUUGGUGCCUCUUCUGUCUGAAUAUGAAAAUCUACGACCGCCUGUCCUCGAUGCUCAGUCCAUUGUUAGUAAUUUGAAGGUUUUGUUUAGGCAUUUGCAGGAGCAACUUAUGAUUAGCGAGGAGAAAGUUCAGGAGUCACAGUACCAGAUUACCCCAUGGCAAACUGAAUUGCCAAAUAAGACCAGUCUUCCUGUACAGUCACCUAACGAUCGUCUUGGAAAAGCAUUGAGCAAAAACAGUCUUGAUAUCGUGCCCCAGACACCAUAUCCUCAUGUACAAUCUCCAAUGUCUUCCCCUGUUCAAGGUAGAGGCGAUUGGAGUGUAUUAGCAAACAAAAACCGUCAAGUAAUUCCAAGUGAGGUUCCUGCAAGAAAUAUUGGUCAUGAUUACAGAGAAAGGACCUCUCUUUCAAGCAUGUACAACCUUUUUAGGAACGACGUUUCUGCUGAAGCAUCUCAAUAUGAUUCUCAUGCUGUCCAGUUUGAUUUCGAUACCCAGAGCCAAAACCCACCAUUCAAGGGCCUUAGUAGAAGCGAUGUAUUGGAUGGUUCUGUGGGUGCUGAACCCCAACAUGUGCGAGAGACUUCUGCUCAAUGGGGUCCUGGAGACUCAUCUAAUUUAGCAUCUGGUCUUGAGGAAGCAAAUCCUUCAUAUCCCUAUCUUCCUACUGUUCCUGAGGAGCCUGGUUCCUCUUUAUCUGAAGCUGCAGAGGAUGAUCCAUUGCCAAGCAUAAAAGAACUUCGAAUUACUGGUGAAGCUUUUCCUGGGCGAGACCUUCAAGCAAAUGGGUUGUCCAUUGAUGGAACAACAAGUUGUAAUUUUGAGUGGGUGCGGCAUUUAGAAGAUGGCUCUGUAAGAUACAUAGAAGGAGCAAGGCAACCUAACUAUUUAGUUACUGCCGAUGAUGUGGACACUUUACUAGUCAUUGAAGUUCAACCCCUAGAUGACAGAAAAAGAAAGGGUGAGGUUGUCAAGGUUUAUGCUAACGACCAAUCAAAAAUUACUUGCGGUGAGUAUUGA